GUCUCCUCUAUAUCUAUAUCCACUCAAAAAUAAAUUUUGGUUCAAAAGAAGAAAAAAAAACAACUCAAAAGGGUACCAUUUUCUAAAGAUUAAUAUAAAAUUAUAACUCUUGUUGGAUACAAAGAACAUAUUUCUCAGGGGAUUAUGGCAAUAAUUUAGGGUUUAGACAUCUUGGAGUGGACGGGCUGAAGAGAACUAGUCACGGAUUGCUUUCAAAGCCCAAAUCCAUGUCCGAAUUGCCUAGCCCAAUACUGAAGUUUGUCCACCGUCAAACCCGCACAAGUUGUUCCGGCGGCGAAGAUAGAACCCCCGACCCCGGCCACAGACAGAGAGUUCCAUCCAUUGACAGAUUGACUAUGGGGUUUCAAUGGAGGCACAGGCUAGGUAAAUAACGGUCGACCAGACUAAGCUUUCAGAUGUUGCUCUCAUCUGGGUUGCACCUCCACGAUCAAAAGCCCCAGCAUGGCUGACCUCCCACAGCUCAAUUCAACCUUCUUACUUUCUUUGCGAUCAAUUUUCCUGUGCUUUGUUUUCUUUCUAUUCCGAAUAUUUCGCUCUCUUUUCUUCUUUAUAAGGAAAUAUGGAGCAUAUCAUAUCCACACUUACCGAGGGUCAUGAGACGACAUGCUGGGCUUGUGAAUUGCGCCUUCUUCUUACAUCCAACUCACCCGCUUUCAAGUGCGGUUGGUGUGGAGCAAUAACUAAUGAAAAAGUACAUAAACAUGAAAGCACUUUAUUUUGGUGGAGACGCCUGCGUGAUCGAUCCUUUGUAUGUGUGCUUCUUGGAUUCAUGUUGUUUGUCAUAGGUGGUGGUGUGUGGGCAGUUUACCCUGUUGUUUUCUCUAUUAGCUAUUACUGUGGUAUAUUGCACUCAAUCAUAACAAUGAUCUUGUCCAUUUCUACGAUAUCAACAUUCAGCUUAGCGGCAUUCAAGUGUGCUGGAAAGCCACCAAGUAUACUGUGGGGAAGCUACCUAGUUGUUGGGAAAGGUCACCUUGAGAACUAUACCUUCUGCCACUAUUGUUCAAAGCCAAAAUCACCAAGAACUCACCAUUGCCGGUCAUGUGGAAUGUGCAUAUUGGACGUGGAUCAUCACUGCCCUUUUCCAAUGGAAAUUAUCAUUCAAGCAUGUUAUGUAGAAAUCAUCAACUACAGUGACUUUUGCAGUAUCAGCGGAGUCACCCUUCACAUCCUCAGCUCCUUUCACCUUCAAUGAACCAGAUUGCAACUUGGCAAUACCAUUAGCUCUAUUCUUAUGAUCACCUUUUGGGGUUUUACCCUUGCCACUGGAGGUUGCAGUUGGGGUGUAUUUGCUUGACUUUUGACUCUUACAAUUUCCUUGUUUGGACUUGGAAGUUUUCAAUGUGAUAGUGCUCUCCUCCUUCGAUUUGCAAGUCCUAGCUGCAACUCCGUCGUCGUUCUUCGAUUUACUCAACCUUCUUGGGGUAUAAUGUCUGGAUCUGCUACCACCAUUAUCAGCAUCAGACUUAUUGAUAAUCUUAGAUUCAGCUUUUGAUUUUCUACCAGCUUUACUAACAUUCUUAGAUUUUUCAUCUGCCUUUGUCCUUGCCCCUUUGGAUUUGCCAGAGGGAGUGCUUCCGACCCUUUUAUGAGAAGCAUCAAACUUGCCAUGCUUAGUUGACUGAUCAGAAUUUGUUUUCAUUUUCUUUUUCGGGGGCAUUUUUGUGGUUGCAUCUGGACUUGGCUGAUCAGUUCAUUCCCCGUCUGAACCUGAAAAAAUCUGCAACGAUCUUCCACUUUUCCUUUUUGAGAUUUAGCAUUUCUACAUCACCAUCAAUGUAUAAAACCUUAUGCUCUUUCUUAACAGAAUCGAAAGAGCCAAUGACGCCUUCAUAGUACGCCUUGUCUAUCGGCCACCAGACUUUGACCUUCUUUCCAACCAGAUUCUCUCCAGAACCCUCAGUCUCAGGUUCCUUAUCUUUCACCGAUGUGUGCUUCCUCUUGGGCUUUGACUUUGAACUCUCCUUUAAAUAGUGUUCGGCUC
Molecule: messenger RNA, 2005 nt
Organism: Tripterygium wilfordii
Lineage: Eukaryota; Viridiplantae; Streptophyta; Magnoliopsida; Celastrales; Celastraceae
Product: protein S-acyltransferase 11-like
Exons: 5
Coding region: 581-1216 (211 amino acids)
Molecular function (GO): palmitoyltransferase activity
Source: RefSeq, a predicted model, not a curated record